CCCCGCGGCGGCUCCCGCGGUGUUUUCAAGCGGCGAGAGAAAAUGGCGGCGGCCGCCUGAGGGAGGAGGAUGAGCGGCGGGCGGCAGCGAACUUUACCUCGAUCCUGGUGGGCAGCGGGCGGGAAGGCGGCCGAUGAGGAAGAAGAGGAGGCAAACGAUGACCGGCUGUUGGCGGCGGCCGCGGCGGCGGCGGACCCGAGCCCGGUGGAAGGGUUUUGUGAGGUAGCGGGCUCCAUUUGGAUCUACCCCACGAACUACCCGGUGCGCGGUUACCAGAUGCGCAUGGCCCACGCCGCCUUGGUGGGGAACACUUUGGUCUGUCUGCCCACCGGGCUGGGGAAGACUUUUGUGGCAGCCGUCGUCAUGUAUAACUUUUACCGCUGGUUUCCCUCUGGCAAAGUGCUUUUCCUCGCCCCUACCAAACCGCUGGUGGCUCAGCAGAUGGAGGCGUGCGCCCGCGUUAUGGGCAUCCCGGCCCGGCACAUGGCCGAGAUGACAGGGGGAACCCAAGCUCUCGGUCGGGGGGAACUGUGGACUGCCAAGAGAGUCUUUUUCCUGACCCCUCAAAUAAUGGUGAAUGAUCUUUCUCGUGGGACGUGUCCUGCUGUAGAGAUUAAAUGUUUGGUUAUUGAUGAAGCCCACAAAGCCCUUGGAAAUCACGCCUACUGUCAGGUUGUAAGGGAACUAAGCAAAUACACAAAUCAGUUUCGGAUCUUGGCCCUAAGUGCCACACCAGGCAGUGAUACGAAGGCUGUGCAGCAAGUUAUUUCCAACUUACUCAUUGCCCAGAUAGAGCUAUGUGCUGAAGAUUCUCCAGAAAUUCAGCCUUAUUCUCAUGAGCGACAAGUGGAAAAAAUUGUUGUUCCACUUGGUGAAGAACUGGUAGAAAUUCAGAAUGCUUACAUCCGGGUGCUAGAAACAUUUGCUGGACGCCUGAUUAAAAUAGGAGUUUUAGCAAAACGGGAUAUUCCCAGCCUUACAAAGUACCAGAUAAUUCUGGCAAGGGAUCAGUACAGAAAAAACCCUUCUUCACAAAAUGCGGGAAUACAUCAAGGCAUAAUUGAAGGAGAUUUUGCACUUUGUAUCAGUUUAUAUCAUGGUUAUGAGCUGCUGCUGCAAAUGGGAAUACGGUCAUUAUUUAUCUACCUUUGUGGAAUUAUGGAUGGAUCAAAAGGGUUAAUCCGUACGAAGAAUGAACUUGGUCGUAACGAGGACUUCAUGAAGCUGUAUGAGCAGCUUAGAGACAUGUUUUCAGACGCAUCUCUGGCUUCAGUGAAUGGGAACGUUUACAAGAGUAAUACAGUGUUUGAAAAUAAAAAGGAAUUUAUCUACAGCCAUCCAAAAUUAAGGAAAUUGGAGGAAAUUGUAAUAGAACACUUCAAAUCCUGGAAAAAGCGAUGUUCUGAUCAAGUCACAACCGGGAGCACAUCCGUGGAUGCUGUGGAUACCAGGGUGAUGGUCUUCUCAUCGUUUCGAGAUAGCGUGCAAGAAAUUGCAGAAAUGCUUUCCCGCCUCAGCCCAGUUGUUAGAGUAAUGACAUUUGUUGGCCACUCUGCAGGAAAGAGCACGAAAGGCUUCACACAAAAGGAACAACUUGAGGUGGUGAAACGCUUUCGUGAGGGCGGCUAUAACACUCUGGUCUCUACCUGCGUCGGGGAGGAAGGAUUAGACAUUGGGGAGGUUGAUCUCAUCAUCUGCUUCGAUGCCCAGAAAAGUCCCAUUCGCCUUGUGCAGAGGAUGGGCCGGACGGGGCGCAGGCGGCAGGGCCGGAUCGUGGUCAUCCUCGCCGAAGGGCGGGAGGAACGGACUUACAAUCAAAGCCAGUGUAACAAAAGGAGCAUCCACAAAGCUAUUUCAGGAAACAAAACGCUUCGUUUCUACCAGCACAGCCCACGUAUGAUUCCAGAAGGCAUAAAUCCAAAGCUGCAUAAAAUGUUUAUUACUGCUGAAAAAUCUGAACCAAGCAAUUCAAGAAUGCUUUCCAAAGAGAGAAGAUCUGGUUCCCUCCAGCGCAAAUCUGCUCUCUUCUCCUGUGUCAGCGGCCAAAAGCAAAUGUACUGUCAUGAGAAUUGGUCUCUGUCACGUGAGGAAUUUGAAAUAUGGGACAGACUUUACAGGAUUAAGGAAAGUGAUGGAAUAAAGGAACCGGUGCUGCCGCAAAGUCGGUUUGAAACCUUAGAAAACCUGGAAGAAGUAACAAAGCAUGAGGAGGAGGCAACUCAUGAACUUUCCUUGUCUGAAUGGAGGAUUUGGCAGAAUCGUCCUUUUCCUACAGCUAUGGUUGAUCACUCGGAUCGUUGUUACCAUUUCAUCAGCGUCAUGGAAAUGAUAGAGCUGAUGAGAGACGAACAGGGAGACUGCAGCUAUGAACUGGAGAUUCAGCCUCACUUACGUAUUGAAGACGUUAAUGUCCAAAGGAAUAAAAGUCAUCAUUCCGUGACCACCUCCACACUUGAACAGAAACCACGCUCAUCUGGAAAAGACAUGGCACACAGAUCAAAAGUAAAACCAUUUCUACCUGAUCCAGAUGAUAAUGAGGAUGAAUUCUUUACCACGUUUAAAAUAGCAAAACCAAAACCUCCCAAAAGAACUUCUGGAUUAAAUUUGGAAACGACUGUGUUUCCUGUUGGUACUAAUACUUCGGCUUCUUACUCAGCAAGGAGGCUUGCUCCAGUUGAAAAUACUGACCAGGUCAGCCAAAACGAUGAGGAACUAGAGGUGACAUUUGACUUAAAUGAAUGUAUUGACCUAUGUGACAACAGCGAGAAUACUAUAACUCAUGAAAGUGCGGCAGUGAAGGAACACAAAAGUGUGGAUAAAGCUUGUAGGUCACUGGGGAUGAACCAUGCAGAUUCGGGUUAUAGCAGCUUCACAGCUGAGAAAUCACCUGUGUCCUCUGACUUUUUUUAUCUUCCUGAAUCAUACGUAGAUUCAUUUGCACUUGUGAGACCAUCUGAGGAGCCUUCUUUGUCAAAAGGAGUAUUUUCCCAUGCGAAAAGGCUUUUAUCACAGUCUCCUCCCUCUUUGGAUAAACUUGAUGAUUUUGAAAACAUGAUGAGAAAUGAAGAUACAAUCUGUCCCUUUCAAAAAGUCAUUUCUGAUACUUCCUCAGAGAGACUGCAGGACAAAGUCUUUCCUGCAUCCUCAGAAGCUGAUCACUCUCUGCUGCUCUUUGAAAACCCUGAACUGAAAGGCGCCCGUGAAUCGUGUGCUUCUAUAAGGAACUGUUUUUCAAAAACUGCAUCAUCUUCUGAGGCUGCUGCUGUCAAAGCCGAAGAGGAACUUCACUGGGAUGACAGCUUUGAUAAUCUGUUUGAGAAUGAAGAAUUCACUGAAAUUCAAAAGAAAACUCCAACACUAAAUCAAACUCUGACAAAUAACCCUACAAAUAAGUAUUUUGUUCAAAAAAAUAAAGAAGAUCCUGAAAUUAACACAAAAAAUGUGAUUAUUGAUGAAGAGAAGAGUAUACAUUUAUUUGAAGAUGACUACGUUUAUGACGCAAAUAAUGGAGGUUUUUCUUUGAGCAAGGAGCAUUUGGUGGGGUCAGGCUCGGGUGCAAGGGCCGUUGGGGAGCGCAGCCCCGAGGGGACCCGCCGGGAGCGGCCGGGGGGUGGCACAGCCACAGCCACCCCCACAGCAGCUGGUGUCAGUGCGACUGAGCCCUUCACAGAUCCUUAUGACAGUUCUCAAGAACUGUUUUCUGUUAACUUUGAUCUGGGAUUUUCCAUCGAAGACUGUGAGAGUGAAAUCGUUGAUGAAUAUACAAAUGCUAAUAACGCCAGGAAAUCAAACAGUGUCUUGGGGGGUCAUGUGUAUGUUAAACCCACUGAAAAUAUAAAAAAAACCCUGAAUGAUAGCUCCAGACUUGAAACGCCACCAAAACGGGAUUGCAAAAGUUUUGAGAGAAGGGACAUUUCCCCACUCUGGGCACUCCAGAGCAGGAGCCUGAAGGGUAGAGAAGGGACCGAGCACGCUCCCGCUGCGGGGCGGCUCUGGAAGCGGGGGGGCAGAAGGACAGGAGGGGGAUCACCUGGAGCUGUGUCUUCUGCACCCGCCCCAGCGAGUGGAAACGUUCCGAACACUGAAGCUGUCAGAGGGAUUCCUGUGAAUGUCUUCUCUAGUGCCAGGGAGGAAAUUCCAGAGGGGACAGAGAAAGUCACUAAAAGCCCCCGUAGGCAGAACUUCAGGAGUCCAGCCGUGGGUGUGUGUGAUUCCCCUUUAGGAAGAGCUGGAAGCCUGGAAGCCACCGACCUUCGUAGCUCACAUCUGUCUCCUGCUGAAGGAACCAGCAGUGAGAGUGAAGAAGAGAUCGUUUUCCAGAGAAAAAAUAGGAAAAAAAAGAAUGUUUUGAAGUCUCCUGAUGUUACGAAUGACAGCGAUUUUGAGUCACCCAUUCGUGCCAUCAGGAAACGUCAACACCCACUUAACAUGUCAGACGUGUCCAGUGAUGACAGCAUGGAUUUUCACAAGAGCUCAGGGAGGACCACAACUAGCAGCUGUAACAAAAACCAGCCGAGAGGCACGAAACGGCAGAAGGUCAAGAGCAGUUUCUCAUACAAGACUGCAGCAAGACAGUUUUUAGAUGAAGAGGCAGAGGUGUCCCUGCAAGACGCCGAUGGUGUUUCAUCUGAUGAGACUGUUGAUACAGAGAAUGAGCUGAACUCUUCCCUUGCUCAGUUCCUGAAUGAUGACGUAGAGGACACACAGGCGCUGAAAGACUGUGAGAUGAAAGGAGUUUACCUGAAAUCUGUGCGCAGUCCAGCUCUUGGCAAUAGAUACAAAAUGGUUCAUCGUGAAUUCGACAACAUGGAGAUUUUCUCACAGAUUCCUGAGCAAGACCCCGCUUAUGCAGAGGACAGUUUCUGCGUUGGCGAGGAGGAAGAGGAGACUUGCAAACAAAGUGACUCUAGUGAGGAGGAAGUGUGUGUUAAUUUUGAUCUCCUAAAUAAUGAGAGUUUUACUAGUGGAAAAAAACAGUAUCUCACUCGCCGCAGAAAAAAGUUAAAGCAGGCCAGGAUGGAAGAGGACUCCUCUGUCCCAGCCCAGAAGAAGAAACUGUCCCGAAUUAUUGUUCUCAGUGAUUCCAGUGGGGAAGAAACAAGUGUCAGCAACGAGAAGCCUGUGAGAAGAGACAGUUUGGGGGCAGGACAGGAACAUGCUCCGUUACCCCAGUCACUGCCCCCAGCCUCUCCCGUGCAGCACAAACACGUCCCUGGGGAAAAGGUUGUUCCUGGGUCUGUGGAGAAGAGUGAGGUGCUCCUUGGCGUGAAAGCUCCGGGGGCUGGAGCGCUGGAUUUCCACUCAGAGGGCGCAGCCAGGAGCACGCGGGUCCUGCCGCCUGCCGACAGCUCGGGCACGGCCAGGGGGGGUCUGCAGGCUCCCGCCACCUUGAGGAACCCACCCGGGCCCCCCGCCCGCAGCGCUUUUACCUGGUUUAUGAACCCCGGCCGCCUCGUGCCCAGACACCGCUGCGCCCUGGCGCGGGCCGGGCUGCGCCUCCUCUUCAGCUCCUGCCAGGAGGAGACGGCCGCGCUGCUGCGGGACCUGGCGUGGGCCGAGUGCAGGGGGGACGCGGCCCCGGCGCUGCCGCCGGCCAUCGAGGGGCACCGCCAGGAAACCCUCAACUUCUACCUGACCAUCCCCGACCUGGGCUACCCAGCCGCCCUCAACAUGUGCCACCGCUUCCCCUCCGUGCGGGCCAUGGCCAACAGCUCCCCCUCGGCCCUUGCCGCCGGUGCCCAGCUCAGCCUGCGGAAGGCGGAGCAGAUCCACCGCUACCUCCACCACCCCUUCGACACGCAGCUGCUGCCCGAGAGCCCCGGCCCCGGGGGCAGAGGCCCUGCCCGGAGCUGAGCGGGGACACAGGCCUUGGCUGCUCACUGCACUUUAACGGCUUUUCCUCCACUGUAAAAUGUGUAAAUAAAUCCUUGCAGAGAGCUGAGGGCUUGGGGACGCUGCGGCCGCGCUCUGCCGGCAGCUGCUCUGGGGGCAGGGCUGGGGCGUGUCCCCUGGGUGCCACCACCCCAAACUGCUUUAAACAUGGGAAUAACGGCUGGGGGGGGGAGGCACCUCCCUGCCCUUCCUCAGCAACCACCGGGGUCACAGGGGUGGCCGGGGCAGCCAGAGCUGCGACUCGGGAAGGAAAGCGAGUGACAUGGACAGAU
Molecule: messenger RNA, 6164 nt
Organism: Athene cunicularia (burrowing owl)
Lineage: Eukaryota; Metazoa; Chordata; Aves; Strigiformes; Strigidae
Gene: FANCM
Product: FA complementation group M
Exons: 22
Coding region: 70-5853 (1927 amino acids)
Biological process (GO): replication fork reversal; double-strand break repair via synthesis-dependent strand annealing; interstrand cross-link repair
Molecular function (GO): four-way junction helicase activity; ATP binding; 3'-5' DNA helicase activity
Source: RefSeq, a predicted model, not a curated record